Messenger RNA from Rangifer tarandus platyrhynchus (Svalbard reindeer), 594 nucleotides. The record is from the annotation of a GenBank genome assembly. NCBI's taxonomy places the organism in Eukaryota, Metazoa, Chordata, Mammalia, Artiodactyla, Cervidae.
AUGGCAGCCGUGGAUUUAUUACCAGGGCCUCCACCCGGCCGGGCGGACUUUCGACUUGAAGCCGGGAAGAAGGGGAACAGGAAGGCAGUUCUGGGAGCAGCGAGCCCACGGGUGGCAGCUGGAGGCCCCGCGAUGGCCAAGUUUCUUUCCCAGGACCAAAUUAAUGAAUACAAGGAGUGCUUCUCCCUAUACGACAAGCAGCAGCGGGGGAAGAUCAAAGCCGCGGACCUCCUGACGGUGAUGAGGUGCCUGGGGGCCAGCCCGACGCCUGGGGAGGCGUGGCGGCACCUGCAGACUCACGGGAUAGACAGAAGUGGAGAGCUGGAUUUCUCUACUUUCCUGACCAUCAUGCAUAUGCAAACAAAGCAAGAGGACCCAAAAAAGGAAAUUCUUUUGGCCAUGUUGAUGGCCGACAAGGAGAAGAAAGGCUACAUCAUGGCAUCUGAACUGCGGUCAAGACUCAUGCAACUGGGGGAGAAGCUCACCCCCAAAGAAGUGGAGGAUCUCUUCAGGGAAGCAGGUAUCGAACCGAAUGGCAAAGUGAAGUAUGAGGAGCUCAUCCAGAAGAUCACCACUCCUGUGCAGGACGACUGA